CAUGUGCAUAGGGGGAUGACAGGAAUGACGAAUUCAAUGUAAAUAAUAAGACGAAAAUUUUAAGCUUAAAUUUUAAAACAACAUGACGGAAUUUUUGCUCAGAGAAUUUAGUAAUCAUGCAUACUUAGGCCAAUGGGAACUAGCUAGAGCAUGUGCUUUAGCUUUAAUAAAAGCUGAAGUUCCAGAUGAAAGUAGCAAACAACGAUUGUUAUCAACACUACGAAAAAUAGCUAAGAAUCCUCAUUUUGUUAGAUCUGCUUGGACAACACUAUCAUGUCCCAGUUAUUUUAGUUUUCUGUCUUGUCAGUUGCUUCUUGAUGUGAAAUGUCAAGAUGGAUUGGAAAUUUGCAGAAAGCAGGCAGAUUUUCAUAUUUUCCUGGAGACCUUUUUCCAAAAUUCAAAAGCUGUUCUUAUGGAAUUGUCAUCUAUUCAUUCACAUCUUUUAAGAGCAGAAGAGAAAGCAUCCUUAUCUAAAUAUUCAGUUUUUACCAUUUCAAAUGAAAGUUUGUCCUUUCUUAAAAAUGCUUUCGCUGAAAAUCCUAUUGCAAUUUCUAAGCUUCUUAAUAUGCUUUAUAUUCAUAAAGAUUUAAAUAUAAAAACCAAUAUAAAUUCUGUUAUCUGUGAUAUUCAUAGUCAGCACCUACUUAAAUGUUUGAAUGCAGUGAAAUCUAAGUCAGAGAAAAACAAAUCUUGUAAUUUAUCAGAUUCAGUAAAAAAAAUUUAUCUUCUGCUUAGUCUUUUACCGGAGUCCAUAACAGAUGCAAACAAAAAGAAAAACCUUGAUGAAUUACUGCUAUUUGUCAUCUGGCUUUGUGAAUCCAAAAUUUUAGAUUUAGAUAGAGUUUAUCAGUCAUUUUUAUGUAGACUAACGCCUAAUCUUUACCAAUAUUUUAACAACUUUCAAGAGAAAUCGAACUUUGGCAGCAAUGAAGAUAUAUACAGUUUAGAUAAAUUUCCAAAAUGUUUUACAUCUGAUAGUGUAUUUUCUCACCAGAAUGCUCUUUUAUGCAGUGUGAAUUCCUCAUCACACUUUUUAAAGGAUCUGAUGGAAUUUUGCACCAAGUAUAUUUUGAAUGGCAAAUGGGCAUACAUUCAGGAUCUUUUAAGUGAUUCAUUAUUAAGCCUUCUAAAACCUUUGCUUUUGAUUUUAUCAUGGAAUAUCUGCCAGGAUGAUGCUUCUGCUGUGAAUAUUAUUGAAAUAAUAAAAAGCUGGAAUGAGAAUGGUUAUGAUCCAGUUCUUAUGAAAGCCUAUGAACAAUUGAAACUAAAUGCAUCUUUGACAGAUUUAUGUGUCAAUCUAUAUCAAAGCUUAUAUUCUGAGGCAACACUAGCAGAAAUUCAGAGUAAAACUAGAAACAUUUUUUCUAAUCUUCAAACACAGUCUGCUUUGAAAGUAAUUCAUUCAAUGUUUGGUUUGAAAAAUGUUUCUUCUGAAAAAGUAACUGAAAUGUUAAAUUUUAAUCAAGGUAGCAUUGCAGAAAAUGGUUUGCAUCUUACUCACAAGGCUGUAUAUUCUGGAUAUUUGACUUUGAGUUUAAUAAUGGAAGCAAUAUAUCUUAGUUGUGAAUACAAAGAUACAAUAAGCAUGAAAAAAAUAAAUCUAUCAGAUGUGAUUCACACUGAUAUGAAAGUUUUAGAGGAAAUGUUAAGUAAAGAAAAUAAUACAGAUUAUGAAAAAACUCAUGUAUCUCUCUCUGAGUAUAUAGAUGAUUAUGGAGCCGAAAAAGCUUAUGUGAUGUACAUUCUUAAAAGACUUAACAAAGCUAAGAACGAGAUCAAAACAAUUUUUCCUAUUUCUUUCAGAGUAGAAAUAUUAGAAAAUAUUUUUUCUCUGCUUUUUAUGAUGUCUAAUGUUUUGGGAGAUUCUUUAGGGGCAUAUUCAGAUUCAGAUGAGGGCCAUGAAGGUGAAAUAUCUGAAACAAACUAUCCGUCAUCACAGAAUGACAAUACUCAUUCAUCUGAAAAUGAAAAAAUAUUUUCGGGACGAUUUUUAGUAAGUACUGUGAAGCUGAAAGAUAAUUCUGAAUCUCAUUUCUCAAGACAAACGAGUCGCAAGAGCACUGAAAGUAACAGCUCAUCUGCAUUGCAAUCACCCACAUUUCUUUGUAAUGAGCUCAUUACCAGAGAUCUUUUGUAUUUAUUGAAAGAUUUAAUCAUAGAAGCAAAAGCUGAAGUGUACAAAGUUAUUGGACUGACUGAUAAUGUUAUAAAAAACAAGGUUUCUGUUGAAAAGACAGAAUCCAAAGACAAAACUGCUGUGGAUUCAAAAUUAUCCAUCAGCUCUAAUGAAUUACCUGGACGCACAUCUCGUCUUUUUCAUUAUGUAAAUGAAGCUCUGUGGAGGUAUGAGGUUGUAAAAUCUGGAAUAUUUCAAGGUGCAUUUGGGACUUCACUACAGAAAAAGAAGCCAUACCUGUUUCAAAGUCAGCACAGUGCAUCUUCAUCAGAUGGGACAGAUGUAGAAUCUAAGAAACGUAGGAAGAAAAGAAGACAAAAGAGAAACUACUCCAACUUCAAAAAAGAAUCUUUUGCAGAAUCAAGCAUUAUUCAAUGCAUGUUAUCUUCACCUGCAGCUCUUUUGCGCUAUUCUCUUUGGAGCAGAAAUCUCAAACAAGCGGAACAAGUUAUACAGUUGUUUCAUUUAGAAGAUUCAAGUGAAGCCAAAGAAGUUGUUCUCAUUCAUGAACUACAAAGGAUAUCUAAAAAACUGGCAGAAAAUGAGAAGAUGAAACGAAAAUUGUCAAGAAAAAUGAUUGAAUCUGUUCCUGAAAAUAAAAGAUUCUUAUCAAACAUUCUAGCUAUUGAGGAGGCUGCAGCAUCUGGAUUGCGCUCUUCAGAGAUAUGCCUAAUUGUCCAUAAAGAGCUCAGUAGUUUGAAAGUACCAGAACUCAUAGAUAUCACUGAUGGUGUAAAACAUCCAGAAUUAUUAUUAGGUUCUAAGAAUAUUUAUUCUAUCAUUUUAGCAGAUUUGGGUAGUACUUCUGGUGUUUCACUUGAUUUAUCUUCUGUUUUGCUGGAAAUGGCUUGUAAGACUUGGUGUGUUCCGAAUGAAAAACCUCAAGAAUUAGAUGCUAAAGUAUUAUCUAAAAAGAAAAUGCCUUUAAUCAGGGGAAUUUUUAAAACUCUUAGUAUGAUGAACUCUUUCUUAACCGAGUUUCAUAAUUUUGUUGAAAAGGAUGCUCAUGAGGAUUUAAAAUCUUUAUUUUUGCCUUUAAUUAAAGAUCCUUCUCCUUUUUCUUCUGUGUUGUCAAAUUUUUUUGGUAGCUUGGAUGCUCAUCGAUUUAAAGAAGAAGUUAAUAGCUGGAAAGAAACGUCAAACUUAAUCAGAGACUUCACUGAAUUAAUGAAAGAAGAAGAAAUUAAAGAGAAAAAUAGUAUUUUACAAAAAGAUAUUAAUCGUGAAAAUAAGCUUCACAUGAUGUACAAGAAAUUGUCCAAAGUUCUUAGAGAGUUGAGAGAUUGGUCAUCAGAAACAGUUCGUCCACAACAAAUUCGAUAUGAUAAUUACCUUAGCAAGUUAUUGAUUCAUUUGCAUCAGGUUACAUCUGCUGUUUUAGACUGUAAGAAACAUAGUAGUGAUACAGAUUCUACAAUUUAUUCUUCUGAUUUUUCAAUCUUGAAAGAAAGCCCUGUGGAGCUACUAAAAAAAAUAAUUUUACAGAGUGGAGUAACACCAGAAAAAAUCGAAAAAUUCGCUGUUCGCAUGAAGGUUGAUCUUGUUCACGUUCUUGCUCAGGCUUGUUUACCUCAUGUACCUUUACUGGACAAAAGAGCUUCUUCGUAUAAAUUAUUGCAAUCAUCUUGUUAUUGUAAUAAUAAUGGUUUCCCAUCAUUAAUACUGAAUAAAGGUAAUAGAGAGUAUCCAAAUCCUAGACAUCCGGAUGUGGUUGCUAAAGAUUUGCUGAGGGAUAUAAUAGCUAUGAUACAAGAUACAACAAUGGCGAAUGAUUCUUGUGGAGUAUUUACUGUAGCAGAAUUAUUUUCUUUGGCCCAACACUCUGAGCUUUCUACUUGGAUGGAAGAGUGCUCUGAACUAGCUUUUGUUGAUUUAGAUUUGUUGCUGUCUAGGGAAGAAAAAUUAGCUUUCUUUGUUAAUUUGACUAAUAUUGCAUGGUUACAUGCUAUCUUGCUAGAAGUAAUAAGUUGGAAAUCACAAGAUAAGGAAAACCCCUUUGCCCCAAGUUUUACAUCAUCAAAUGAUUUUAAUGCUUCCUUUGAGCAUCACUUUCAGUUGAUUUCUCCAAAUCUUUUAGAACGUCUUACCAUGCAGAAAGUUCUUGGUUAUUGCGUGGGUCAAAUUGGUCCUAUUAGUCUUUUUGAUUUACGCUAUCAGCUGCUGCAUGCUCAACUACCAAUACCAAAGCAUUUGCAAGAACCCCCAUUUUACCAUCUGUUAGGUGAUUUUAAAUCUGCAUGGGAAAAAUAUACACCACCAGUAGAACCUAGAACAUUGUUUGUUUUGGUAGAUGGUUUAUUACAUUCACCUAAAUUACAAGCAUUGUAUAGUGACAGUAUUGACUAUCAAUUGGAAGAAGCUAUGAAAGAUUACUUUGAUGCCACCAUCACUGUUGAUCUACAAAAAGAGAAGGUUUCACUCCCAAAGUUAUUAGAAUGGUAUGCUGCUGAUUUCUCUAUAGAAGAUGAAAGUGAUUUGGACAAAGCACCAUAUGAAGGACUGCUUGAUUUAUUGUCUACAUCCGUGAGUUCUAAUCUGGCUGAUUCAUUUAAAAAUUUAUUCUCUGGGGACUACACACAUAACUUCAGUGAGAAUAUAGAUUCAUCUGGGAAAAAACAGUUGCCAUUUCUUCUGGAAUUCAGGCCCCCAAUAUUGUCUUCGGGUAUAAUGCUGGGAUAUCCAGAUUUCAGUAAUUUACCACAGCUUAAUCCUACAAUGAAUACUGCUCUUAUUACAGAUACUCAGCCAUUUGUAUUAGAUUAUUUAAAAGAAAAAUGUUCAAUUCUUUAUGAUCUCCAUCAGAUAUUCAGAAGUGAAUGCACUUCUAAUGAUUCAUCUGUGGAAAAUCUAUGCUUAGAAUCAUCUGCUCAAAAAUUAUUUUGCACUGAUGAGCCUUAUGCUAAAGUUCCUGUUACAUAUUUGUUAAUAUAUCAUAAAAAUAUGCUUGUUCCAACCAGUGAUGAUUAUUCAUGGUUUUCAUCAGCACUAAGUUCUCCUGACAAGGCAUUUUUAAGCCAGCAGAUUAAAACUUGUUUUUCAAUGAAUGAGUGGCACAGGGCUUUGCUGUUUGUUGAUAUGUAUCUUGAAUGUUUUGAAAAGGAUGAGACAUAUGCCCUUUUGAGGAAAUUAAUUUUAGAACAUCUUGCAUCUCUUAAUAAAUGCACAUGUUCAAUGGAACCUUACAACUAUGCAUUGUGUAUUAAUGAUCUUGCUUACAGAGCAAACACUGUUUUGCAAAAUGUUUAUAAAUGGGAAGAUAAUUCUGCUAUUCAAGCCUUAAAAUUUUGUUUAUCUGACUCUCGACUAAAAGAUUAUCCUGAAAUUCAUAAAGCUCUAAAGACGAAAUUGAAAGAAAUUCUCUUGUAUAAAAGGAUAUUUGAUGCUUCUGAAAUGUUUGGAGAUUCGGAUGCAAAAGAUUGUGUUUAUGUUUUCAAUAACUGGCAAGAAGUUGCUGAUUGUUCUAUCUGGGAUCAAUCAAGGAUUUUUGAUUUUAUUAAAUCAUCUGAAAAAUAUUACCUGGCUGUACAAUGGUCAGAGUUGCAUAUUAUCAACAGAGAACAGAAAAUGCUUGCUUUGUCCAUGCGCAUAAUUUGGUAUUUAACUCAAGAUCCUCCACAAGAGCAGAAAGUAUUUCAGAUCAUAGAUUCAUUUGAAGAUCCAUCUGAGUGCUUAACUUUGUGUGAUGUGGUUUUACCAGAACUUCCAACUGUUGAAGCUAAACUGUGUUUAGUGCAAUAUUUAGUUGAAAAUAAUGUUUUACCUGAGAAGCAACAUCAUUACUUCAACAUGGCUCUUGGAUUGAAAAUGUUGUGUGCUCUUAAAUCACCACACAGAGAAUUUUAUUUAGAUUUAGCUGCACAUCCUUACCUGCUUUUAGAACAAAUGCUUAUGAAUGUUCAACUGAAAGAUGCUGAAUUAGCUUUGAAAGCCAUCUCUGAGGAUUUAAAUGCUCAAAAUGAAAUUGCUCCUGUUUUGACUCGUUCUUCUGUAAAUCAGUUAGUUGAGGAUUAUGCCUCAAAGGCCUUAGAAGUACACUUCUUGGAUGCUUUACUUGAUGUUUCUUCUUCAAGUACACUUGUAUUGAGCACUGAAGAAACACUUGUAAGUGAUGAGCCUUUUAUAAUGCCAUUACGUGCACCUACUAAAGAGGAAUGGGUGCCUGAUGCCAAAAUUCAAAGAUGCCAAGUUUGUAAAGAAGAACGUUUUAAUAUGUUUUCUAGAAAACAUCACUGUCGACGUUGUGGCCGUGUUAUAUGUGCCAACUGUUCCCAACAUGCUCUCAUUGUUGAAGGUUAUGGAAAUGUUAAAGUUAGAGUUUGUGAUGAUUGUUACAAUGGGAUGACUGGUAGCAUAUCUCUUACUACAGCAUCAUUUGAAAAAAGAUACAAAGUUUUAUCUUCAAUGCAUUAUUCAUCAAGCCCACGCAAUUCACCAUAUAUGUCAGACAGCCUAGGUUUGCGAAGAAGAUCUAGCUAUAUGCAAAUUAAUCAGCAGGCAUUUAGGUGGGUGUUGUCUUCAGACAGUGAACAGAAUGCAUCUGUGAGAAACGAAUUUUCAUAUGAUCAGACCCCAAGUAUUUCUUUGUGUUAUUCAAUAUUAAAAUUGCACAAUGAUGACAAAAGAUGUGCUCAAUUUUUGAUGAAUCUCAGUGAUCGUUUAUUAGGGAAAAUAAAGAUGAAGCGUUCUGGAAAACUGCCAUUAGAAGUUGAUUAUGGUUUGAUAAUUAACAUGAUGAAAUCCUUGUUAUUAAAUGCCAAAAUGAAAUGCCAUCAAGUUCAGGAUACUGAAAGUGAAGCUUUAGCCGGCUUAUAUUUUCAACAUGCAGAUGUUAUAAAUUUACUAGUGAAUGCUAACUGCAGACAUCUCAUACCAAGAGAAGCUCUGACAAACAGUGAUACUGUUAGGAAACUACGUGAUAAAUUGCUAGAAGAAGAAAGAAUGUACUUGGCUUUGGAAAUAUCAACAAAAUUUAAUUUAGAUAAAACAGGUGUAUGGUCAACGUGGGGGUUAUUUUGUUUAAAAGCUGGAGAUUGGUCUACUGCUAGGCAGAAAUUCCAACAGUGUCUCAAGGUAAUAAAUGACAAAAACGAUCGUACUAAAGAAAAUCCAUUGCUAAAUAAAAUUUUGAAAGUUCUAGAAAAUUCAAAGUAUCCAGGAACAGAAAAGGCUGCAGAUAUUUUUAAAUCAUUGUCAGCCUUGAGGAACAUAAAAAUGGGCAUUACACAGUUUGAAACAGAAAUUUCGCCUCUGAAUGAAAUGAUUAAAAAGGAAUGUCUCUAUUACCUCAAAGUGUAUGGUACCCAUUUUAAUACUGUAGAGUUUUAUCAUAGGCAUGGAUUAUUUAGUGAAGCUAUGGAAUAUAUAAUACAAAUGAAAUGUGAUUCAGAUGUAUUUAUUGAAGCACUUUUUAUGCCUUGCCUCAAAAAUGCACAGAUAACAUCCCUGAAGCAACUAAUAUUAAAUACUGAUCCAUCAAUGACAGUUUGGUCUUCUUAUCUUUUUGCUACAUGCCGAUAUCUGGAACGUUUCAGGUUCUCAAUUGUCUUGUAUGAGAUUCAGGUGUUUAUGGAGGAUUUUGUCCGUGCUGCUAAAAGUUCCAUAAAUUUUUACCUCGCACCAGCUCCAUGUUAUAAGGCUCUGUUUGAACGUCACCAUCACUUGCAUAAUGCGAAGAAGAAUUAUCAUAAAUAUUUGUCUUAUAGUAAAGGCACUGUUGGUGAUACUGAACAUUGGAAAAAAAGGAAGAACAUUAAGAAACUAUCUGACCAAGAAGUAGAAAGCUAUAUUCAACUUAUUACCCUUCAAGAAGAAGUUGCCAAAUUUCUCAAAUUAUGUGAAUCUCAGAGUAAUCACAGCUUCUUGUAUGAAGGAGAUUUGCGUUCGGAGGACAAAUCUAAAUGUCCUCCCACACUCUUUGGAAAUGCUCAGAUGAAAAGUGCAGUGGUUUCAAUGGUGCUUAUUAAUGCUGUGAAUGUUGAUGAUGGAUUUGAACUCGCAAUCAAAAUUUUAAAGACUUUUAAUUUGAAUGCCCAGGAGAUUUUAUGCAAAGUUGGGAGAGAUUUGGUAAAAAUAAAGCAGAAGUAUCAAAUUCCUCAUUAUUUGGCUUGUGUAAAAUGUGUAUUCUUUAAAAUGGUACGAGUGGAUGAUGUAAUAUUAGAAUGUGUUUCUGCUGUACAUGCCCAGGGUGGUGAGGUUGAAGAAAUUAUAAGAAUGCUUACUAGUGAAUCAAAUAAGAUAAAUGCUUACUUAAUGUGUGGCAAGUUGAAAUCAGCCUACUUAUUAGCCAUUAAACUGAACAGCGCUCUGGAUGUACGACGUAUCAUGAUAGCAGCUGAACAAUGUGGACAAGAAUCCAUUCAAUCUAUCUGUAAAAAAUGGUUAGAAACUAGAUCUAUGAAACUAAAAACGAAAGAAGCAGCUUCUUUCCAGUAGUGUGUAUGUGAUAUAUUGAUGUAUUUUGUAGAGACAAAAAAAAAAAAAAAAAAAAAAAAAAAAAUGUUUUAACUAAAAA
Molecule: messenger RNA, 8687 nt
Organism: Argiope bruennichi
Lineage: Eukaryota; Metazoa; Arthropoda; Arachnida; Araneae; Araneidae
Gene: Sptz
Product: zinc finger FYVE domain-containing protein 26-like
Exons: 43
Coding region: 83-8608 (2841 amino acids)
Biological process (GO): double-strand break repair via homologous recombination; regulation of cytokinesis; mitotic cytokinesis
Cellular component (GO): centrosome; lysosomal membrane; midbody
Molecular function (GO): metal ion binding; phosphatidylinositol-3-phosphate binding
Source: RefSeq, a predicted model, not a curated record